Molecule: messenger RNA, 1696 nt
Organism: Nelumbo nucifera (sacred lotus)
Lineage: Eukaryota; Viridiplantae; Streptophyta; Magnoliopsida; Proteales; Nelumbonaceae
Source: RefSeq, a predicted model, not a curated record
UAACAAACCAAUAAUCACCCAACUUCACCUGCAAUUUUGGAACUCUUCUGUGUAACUUUGGGUUCAUUUCUGCAACCACUUUUUACUUCCAACUUGCAAGAGCCGUAUGCAAGUUCUACUAUGAUUACUUCAUUGACCUUUGAAGGAUUUUUCUGGUCUUGAUUCCUUGAUUUCUCUUUCAACCGAGGGUCUCAAUUUUGCUGGACUGAAUAUGUAUUUGGUGGAGAGCAGAGGAGGUGCCAUAGCCUGCAUGUUGCUUGCCCUUUUCUUCUUGGGUACUUGGCCUGCUAUUCUGACUCUUCUGGAGAGAAGGGGUCGGCUUCCUCAGCAUACUUACCUUGAUUACUCCAUCACAAAUCUCUUGGCUGCUGUACUCAUUGCUUUAACAUUUGGGCAGAUUGGACAUAGUAAACCUGGCAUGCCAAAUUUCAUAACUCAGCUUUCCCAAGACAAUUGGCCCUGUGUGUUGUUUGCAAUGGCAGGUGGAAUUGUUCUUAGCCUUGGGAACCUGUCCACUCAAUAUGCUUGGGCUUUCGUUGGUCUGUCAGUAACAGAGGUUAUCACUGCAAGCAUUACUGUAGUUAUAGGAACUACAUUGAAUUACUUUCUGGACAACCGAAUUAACAAAGCUGAGAUUCUUUUCCCUGGUGUUGGAUGCUUCCUCAUUGCAGUUUGUCUUGGAUCUGCUGUGCACUCCUCCAACGCAGCAGAUAAUAAAGCAAAACUUGAUUUUUCAAAUAGUUACAAUAAUGGGAAAGGGAAUGUAGAAGCCCCAUUGGUUAAAGAAACAUUUCCAAAGAAAAAUGAAACAAAGGACGUGGAGGAUGGGGAUUAUUACCUGGAGAAGACAGAAUUUGGAACUGCAGACUUCCUCAUAGAACUUGAGAACAAAAGGGCAAUUAAGGUUUUUGGGAAGAGUAUUUUGAUUGGACUGGGCAUAACUUUAUUUGCUGGUGUUUGUUUCUCCCUGUUCUCACCAGCAUUCAAUCUGGCUACAAAUGACCAAUGGCACACAAUGAAAGAAGGGGUUCCUCAUUUGGUCGUCUACACUGCAUUUUUCUACUUCUCAAUCUCUUGUUUCAUCAUUGCCAUUAUCCUAAACAUCACCUUCCUCUACCACCCUGUACUCAACCUACCACGGUCAUCACUGACAGCUUAUCUGAAAGAUUGGAAUGGCAGAUACUGGGCCUUUUUGGCAGGGUUAUUGUGUGGAUUUGGGAAUGGUUUGCAGUUCAUGGGGGGUCAAGCUGCUGGAUAUGCUGCAGCUGAUGCUGUUCAGGCACUUCCACUUGUGAGCACCUUUUGGGGCAUACUGGUGUUUGGAGAGUACAGGAGGUCUUCGAGAAAAACAUAUUUGUUGCUUGGGAGCAUGUUAUUCAUGUUUAUCGUAGCUGUAGCUGUGCUCAUGGCAUCAGCCGGCCAUCGGAAUACAUACUGAUGAAUACCAGUUACUCCUACAACGCACAGAAAUUGGCAAUGACAACCUCAGCGAGUCUUGUAAUUAGUGCAAUCUCACAGGAAUUAAAUGCCGUGAGCAUGAAAAUAUCCAAGUUUCUAUGGCUCAAGUAUUUAUCUUUGAAUAGCUGAUGAGGCUCCAAUGUAUCAUCAUCACCGUUCAUAUUCAUCAUCUUGAAUAUGUUUGGUCAAUUCAUCUACAGUGUAUGGAAUUAUUUAUUUAUUUUUUCAUUUUCUUUCA